This is a messenger RNA of Eleginops maclovinus (Patagonian blennie), 4177 nucleotides long. RefSeq names its product HPS3 biogenesis of lysosomal organelles complex 2 subunit 1 (gene hps3). The record is from RefSeq and is a predicted model, not a curated record. Gene Ontology annotation, cellular component: cytoplasm. Gene Ontology annotation, biological process: organelle organization. NCBI's taxonomy places the organism in Eukaryota, Metazoa, Chordata, Actinopteri, Perciformes, Eleginopidae. The transcript has 23 exons.
UGUUGCGUUUGACGGUUCACUUCCUGCUUUGCAGUGGGAAAUCAAUACACUUCAGCAGUGAAUAGAAAAGUAGGAAAGGUGAGGAUACCGAGGAUCUGUCAGCAUAGAAGGUGUCCUGCUGGAUGUGGAUAGUCCGUUACAUUUCCACCCUGGGCUGAUUCCUGUCUCUUGAGAGGCGGACCCAACAUGGUGCACGUCUACAACUGCCAUCCCUUCGCCUCACAGCAGAUAGUACAGGUGGAGCAGGAGCCUGGACUGGUCUGCUGUGGAGGUGGAGCUCUGUUCGUGGUGGCUACUGGAGGAUGCAAGGUGGAGGCCUACAAUGUGGAGCAGGAGGGCUGCCCCUUCAUCUGUCGCUUUGCCACCAUGGGCACUGUAAAGAGCAUCCAGCACAGCAAAAUGGGAGAUUACCUGGUUACCAUUGAGGAGAAGAACAGUGCUACCUACCUGAGAGCCUACACCAACUGGAGAUACCAGGCGGAAGGGAAGGCCCGAGUAGGGGUGCGUUUGUUGGGCCACCUGCUGCGAGGGGCGUCUGUGCGGGGCGGGGUGCAGAUGGAGAUCAUCGAGAUCCCUCUGUCAGAGCGCCCUGUUGCCGUGGCAUGUUGCCCGGUAACAGGAGAUCUUCUGGUCGGCUGUGAGGACACUCUGGUCCUGUUCGCUUUGAGGAGACAGAACCCGCAGAGCGUGAAUUUCCUGGAUUUUGAGCGCUCUGUUAUCCUGCAUCUCCCAAAAAUCGAGCCUAAACAGGUGGCACUGUGGGGCGGUUAUGUGGCAGUGCAGAUGGAGCUGGAGGUGCUGGUUCUGAAACUGGAUGCAUCCUCUGAAUCGAAAACCAUAGAAUCACCCAACACAAAGAAAAGUUUGUAUCUGUUGCCCUCUUCAAUGAUUGAUGCCAUCUAUGUAUCUUAUUGACUGUUAAAAAUAAGCAUAGAUAUGUCAGCAGGAACAGAAAGUAACAGAUCUUUGUGUUUUUUGUGUGCAGCAGAUCAUAUAGAUGACCCGGCUGACUUUAUGGUUCUUCCGAGACACCAGGAGUUGCUGGGUGAUGUAGCUAAAGACUGUGACAUUCGUGUCAGCAUUGAGAAUACCGGGCUGGAGGACGGCAAAGGACAAUACACGCUAUCAUAUGUUCUCUUCAGGCGUUUUACUCCGGACUUCUUCCAAGGCUGCAGUGUCGAGGGGACCCAACUCCACUCACUGCAGCUUUACCCACUGUUCACCAGUAACCAGUCUGUACCUCUGGAAGAACCAGCAUGUGUUUUCUGCUUCUUCUCCCUCCCCAACGCGGGCUACCUGUACAGUCUGAAGGGUGGUGUCGAGCUUCUGUCCACCUAUCAGUAUCCAGAGAAAGUCCUGAAGGCGGUGCUAACAGACCACCUGCUGCACGUCAUUACAAAGAAUGCAGUGCAGUGUUUCACAGUGCGUUGUGCAGCCGUAGCAGCCAGGGUUGUGGACCCUUACAUCGACACCACCAUGAAGGCCUGUCCGCCCUGCAGCAUGGAGGUGUGUGCGCUCAGGAUGCAGCUGUUUAUUGGUCUGCGCUCAAUGUGUGUCUACGGCCGCCAUGUCAUCCUGCUCUCCGCUGCUGACACAGAGACACCAGAGGAACCUGAACGCACCCCACAACGCAGAGGCCUGAGCAGGAAGUGGACGAUCUCCUCUCCUAAAGAAACCAGCCCAGCAGGACACGGGUGGAACCUGUAUGUGAUCGACACCGUCAGCCCCCUCACUCUUUACCAAGAGAUGGUCGAAUACAGCGAGCGGUAUGCAGAGACCAACCCGCAGGCCCAAAACCUGCGGCACCUCCUGAGUGAAGCCCACCUCUUCCUCCGCGCCUCCUUACUCAGGACAGAGCAAUCAGAGCAGCAACAAAACAUCGAGGGUGAAGCCGCACUGAGGGACAGGACAGCUGCACAGACAGACAGGCAGGAACUGGAGGAGGCACUCAGGCACAACUGUGCACAGCUGGGAGACUGUUUCAGCAGGGGUACUCAGAAGGAUUGCCACCUGGCUUUGCCAUACUACAGGAUGUCCGGUCUGUCAGUCACAGAAGUCAUGGCCAGAAACCGCCCGCUUCCAAGCAGCCCUCACACCUACGGCCCCGGCUUCCUGUUUUACCUGAAGCAUUUCCUGUUUGAGGAAACAGAGCAGACUCUCAGCCAGGAGGAAGCUGAUGAAGUCAUAGACAUUUUCAGCCAAUCAGAGCCCUCACAGCUCGUCAGUGUGUGUGCCAGCCCGUCCAUGAUAAACCUGAGUCCAACCAAAACGCUGCAAAUCCUAAUACAUCAGGAGGACACGUGUGGUGUGUCGGUUCUUCUCACAAUCACCAUGGCAACCAUGAUGCUGUGUUUGGAUGACCUGCCACAGUAUACACAGCUGAUGGAGAGACAUGCCGAGAUGCUGCUGGUGUACGGGUUCAUCGAGGAGCCGAGGCUACUGCUGCACGGUGGAGUUGGCUUUCAGCACACACACAUCCGUGCCACACGACUGACUUGCCAGCUGGCAAAGUCCCAACCAGGACUGCUGGUGGCUGCGAUGGUGGCUUUACAUGAAAACAGCAAAGUUCAGCUGGAGCAGGCUGAUCACAUAUUCGAGGAACUGGGCUGUGAGAAGUGCUUGCAGGUGGAUUUCUGGGAGGCGAUGCUCAUGGCUUCCUCACAGGAAGCUGUCAUCCAGGAACUCCUGUUCAGACUUGUGUCCAUCUAUAUCGAGCGACUUACAAUCACAACCUCCGCUACACACCUCAACGAACCACAUAUACCUUCAAGACGAAGGCCGCUGAAGAGCCCUGAAGAUCUGAUAAACUCGUGUUCCCAUUAUGGUGCUCUCUACCCGUGGCUCACCGUUCUCAAUCCAGCUCACACUACCAGCUCCCAACACCAGGAGGCGCUGUACAAACUGCAGUCUCUGCUGUGUGGUCCGUCUCUGUCUGUGGGCUUCGUGGUGCCUCUGAUGGAGCGUCUGUCAGAGGAAACCUUAUGGGGCUUCAGCCUGCACCUCCUCUGCUCCACCAGGAGGGGCCAGUAUGACCACAGCAUUGAGAAGCUGCUGGACCGAUGUCCUCAGGCCAUCAUAGCCUAUGCAAACCACCAGUUACAAGACAAGCAUAUGGUGUUGUGGUGGCAGAAGCUGCUGCCUGAGCUUUGUAACAGGACGAGAGCUGCUUCAGACAACAGCAUCCUAUUGGCAGCGCUCAAAGAGACGCUUGUUGUGGUUGCCAUGGAGAUGAGUCCCACAGACUUUCUGGAGCUGAUACCUGACGACGGCACGGCCUCCUACUUCCUGCCUCAUCUGUUGACAUGUAGCCAGAGACACUUAAUGGCCUGAAACACACACACACACUGUACUUAAAUAUACAAGGACAAACGGGACAGUUGUUCAUUCAAACUGACAUAUAGAAUAACUGCAUCCCAUUGUAUGCAUUUGAACUGCUGCAUCGGGGCAAGUUAUUGCUUUGGGGUUGCAGUUUUUCAGUUGCUGUAAACGGACCUAACAGUAGAGUGUGAUAAAAAUCAAUGUAGAUAAAAAUCAUGAAAAAAAUUGUUCUAGGUUCCCCUGCAGGUUCAUGUUCUUUGGAGCAGCAUAUAAAUAACACAAUAUGUUUCUUUUAAUUGAUUGAUUUACUUUGCCAUUUUUUAGUUUUGUUUGCCAUUCGUAUUAGAAUGCAUGGUCAUUUUUGUUACAAUUUUAAAGAUCUUAAAGUGGUCUUAAGAUUUAAUGUGGUGAUACAAACUUAAUGUGUACAGUAGCUACUAUUAUAUUAUCUAAUAAAGUUUGUUGUCCUAAAAAUAGUGCCUGAAUGGGUUUAGGGUUACUAUGAAAAGCAAAAUAAACCAGUCCACUUGAUUUGUUGUAACUGUAUUCUGACUCACAACUUCCUCAUUUAACUCGUUGUGCUACUCCCUUAUUAUGACACAUGAUCAUUUUCAGUGUGUGCUUUUCUUUUGUUAAGUCAUUACAGUUUCAACAAAGAAAUGAGGUGUGACUUUAAACAAACCCUGCUCAGAUUGACCCAGAAAAAUAACAUGAAUAGUUAGUAGAUCACUGAUCUGUGUAACUGCUGCUGCUGAAGUCUGCGCACUUUAUCAAGAUUUGUUUAGCAAUCUUGCCUGAUGUUUUUGGCUGUGGAUUCAAAUAAAUGUCUUACUUGACGAGCAAAGGCAAUACAUGUAGA